CGACGCCCAAUUUAAAAUCUACCCCUUCCUUUUCUCUCCGUCAACAGCAAGGCUCCAAACGGGGAGGAUGGCAACUCCGCCACGGUGGUGGAAUGGGCUUCCGCGGUGCCGUCGCCGCUCCGCCGCCUUCCUCUUCGCUGUCUCCGCCUCCCUUCUCCUCGGAUCCACCGCCGCCCUCUUCGCCUGGAUCACCUUCUCCCCCUUCCCCAAACCCCUCCCCGUUUCCGCUGCCUCCUCGCUCGGCUGCCGCCCCGACGGUGAGGGAUCCUGGUCCGUCGGCGUCUUCCACGGCGAAUCUCCGCUUUCCCUCAAACCCAUAGAAUCAUGGGGCGUUUGGAGGAACGCGAGCGCGGCGUGGCCGGUGGCGAAUCCGGUGGUGACUUGUGCUACGGCUUCAGAUGCCGGCUUUCCCAGCAACUUUGUAGCCGAUCCGUUCCUCUUUAUCCAGGGAGCCGAUUUGUAUUUGUUUUUUGAGACCAAGAACUCCAUCACUUUGCAAGGAGACAUUGGAGUUGCUGUGAGCAAGGACAAUGGUGCGACAUGGAACCAUUUAGGCAUUGCUUUGGAUGAGGAGUGGCAUCUUUCUUAUCCAUAUGUCUUCAAUUACCAGGACCAUAUUUACAUGAUGCCUGAAGGCAGUAAGAAAGGUGAUCUGCGGCUCUACCGGGCUCUUGAGUUCCCUCUGAAGUGGGAAUUGGAGAAGGUCAUUCUUAAGAAGCCUCUUAUAGAUUCGUUCAUCGUAAACUUUCGCGGUCACUUCUGGCUUUUCGGGUCAGAUUUCAGUGUUCAUGGUGCCAAAAAGAAUGGAGAGCUUGAGAUAUGGUACAGUAGUUCUCCUUUCGGACCUUGGCUGCCACACAAACAAAAUCCAGUUCACAACAUGGACAAGAGCUCAGGUGCCCGAAAUGCGGGUAGGCCAUUCGUAUACAAUGGCCAGCUAUAUCGCCCGGGACAAGAUUGUGGUGGUACAUAUGGGCGUCGUGUUCGCCUUUUCAGAGUCGAAACACUUACCGAAGAAAUGUAUCAAGAAGUUGAAGUUCCACUUGGAGUUGAUGAGCCCCGAAAAGGUCGUAACGCCUGGAAUGGUGCUCGUUACCAUCACCUAGAUGUUCAACAGCUUAAAGCAGAUCAUUGGAUUGCAGUGAUGGAUGGUGAUCGAGUACCUUCUGGUGACGCUGUUCGCAGGCUUGUCGUAGGAUACACAGCAUUCGGCACUGCUCUUUCACUGGUUGUACUGAUAGGGUUGAUUCUAAGUGUGAUCAGAUGUGUUUUGCCGCUCAACCGGUGUCUUCCUCUCUCGCGGAAGCGAAGCGAUGUUGCUGGAGCACAACGACAUGAUCUUCAAGUCUAUGCUAAGCUCAGAAGUUCGCUUGGCCAAAUGAAAAGAAUUGUUUAUACUCUUAAAGAAAGAGUUAGAGCCAACAAUUGUGCUGGCCGAUUCGUUGUAGUCAUCAUACUUCUCGCUGCGGUUACGUUAACUUGUAUCGGCACACAUUAUGUUUAUGGAGGAAAUGGCGUAGAUGAGGCUUAUUCGGUGAAGGGACACUACUCUCAGUUCACCCUUAUUACGAUGACCUAUGACGCCCGCCUGUGGAAUCUGAAGAUGUACAUCAAGCAUUACUCUAGAUGCACCUCAGUGGGAGAAAUCUUGGUGGUAUGGAACAAAGGCCAACCUCCAAAUGUUAGUGAGUUCGACUCUGCAGUGCCUGUCAAGAUUCGAGUGGAGAAAAUAAACUCUUUGAACAACAGGUUUAACAUAGACCCUUCAAUAAAGACUCGAGCAGUCCUUGAACUCGAUGAUGAUAUCAUGAUGACUUGCGAUGAUGUAGAGCGCGGAUUCAAGGUCUGGCGGGAUCGUCCAGACAGAAUUGUGGGAUUCUACCCUCGGCUAGCAGAGGGUGCACCGUUAAGGUAUCAUGAUGAGAGGUAUGCGCGAAGUCAUGGCGGCUACAACAUGAUACUGACAGGAGCUGCAUUCAUGGAUCAUAAACUGGCAUUCGAAAGGUAUUGGAGCAAAGAGGCAAAGAUUGGAAGGGAUACCAUUGACGAUCUAUUCAACUGCGAGGACGUGCUCAUGAACUUCUUGUAUGUGAAUGCAAGUUCAUCAAGGAGGACAGUAGAGUAUGUAAGACCUUCAUGGGCGAUAGACACAUCGAAAUUCUCAGGAGUUGCAAUUAGCAAGGACACUCAAGCACACUACCGGGCGCGAAGUGAAUGCCUCGCAAAGUUCAGAGAGUUGUAUGGAGAUUUGGCAGCUAACAAAUGGAGUUUUGGAGCUAGAAAAGAUGGCUGGGAUGUAUAGUUGUAUUUUUGUUUUGUUUUGUUUUGUUUCAUACUUCUGUUCAUCCUUUAGCCUUUGCAAAAUAUGUGGAGAGGUACAUGAAUUAACAGAGUACCAUA
Molecule: messenger RNA, 2400 nt
Organism: Zingiber officinale
Lineage: Eukaryota; Viridiplantae; Streptophyta; Magnoliopsida; Zingiberales; Zingiberaceae
Product: glucosamine inositolphosphorylceramide transferase 1
Exons: 4
Coding region: 68-2302 (744 amino acids)
Cellular component (GO): membrane
Molecular function (GO): glycosyltransferase activity
Source: RefSeq, a predicted model, not a curated record